This is a messenger RNA of Histoplasma capsulatum G186AR, 1248 nucleotides long. RefSeq lists its product as uncharacterized. NCBI's taxonomy places the organism in Eukaryota, Fungi, Ascomycota, Eurotiomycetes, Onygenales, Ajellomycetaceae. The record is from RefSeq and is a predicted model, not a curated record. Bases 1 to 1248 code for a protein of 415 amino acids. The transcript is spliced from 2 exons.
AUGGGUUGGAACGGGCUACCCAUCGAGCUUGUCCAUCUAAUUAUUUCGCAGAACAAUAUCCAACCUCAUGAUCUAGUCAACCUUGCACGAGUAAACAGGCAUCUGGCCGGAAUCGUGCCUCAAUAUCUAUACCGUGACGUUCAGUUCAUAUCUGCCCACCCGUCCGGGGAAUCGAAACAUGCAUGUCUCAAGCGCCUGGCGCAAUUUAACAGAACCAUCACGAGAAACCCACGUCUAGCCAGACUGACACGGAGCAUUGCGAUUAAGACCUGCGUCGAAGAUGAGGGUGCCGUGGACUGUAUUUGGGAGGUUCUCGCUAAGCUUUACAGCCUGGAGAAGUUAGUCCUGUCAACAGCCACCGAAGAUAGACUCCAUCUGGUCCUUCAGAGGAACGUCCUCGCUAGGCUGCGCUGCGCGGAUAUAAACGGCGACUUUGUCAGUCUUGCUGUCGCUGCCUGCUACAUGCAGCUCCCGGCCAUGGAGUCGCUAAAGGUUGAGAGCGGUUGUUUACCCCUGACGGGUCGCCGCUGUUCUCCAGCAGCGAGACUUCCCCCUAACAUGGAGCGCCAGACAUCUCUCAAAAGGCUGGCAAUCCGCAUUCCCUCUGAGUGCAGCUCCCUACUCCCUAGACUUCUCUCGUGUUGCCCGAACUUGGCAACUUUGGUCCUUAGUAUACAGUGUCGCAGCAAUACCCGCUUAGAGCAAAUGCUGUUAUCGAAUGCUCUUAACCUCUGCCAAGAGACAAUUACUACACUCGAACUCGAUUGCGAAUACGACGAAUGUAGGGGAUAUUUUGAAUGUUGUCCCAUUGUCUUCCGCCCUCUAAGGUGUUUACGGACUCUGAAGAUAGAUGUGUUGUUUCUUUUCACUGACGAGGAGAGAGGCGAUCCAACUUUGCGGAACGACAUUCAUCAAUGGCUGCCCACAUCGUUAGAAUAUUUGGAGCUUCUCUUCCAGCAUACCUGUCGGGCCUUUGAAACUACGGCUAGAUCUGCCGCUGAUGGCUCUUCGCCCGUCACCCCUCCUGCUACUUACAAGCCUGAAUAUCUCAACUGGCUUCUACAAAUUGGAAUGAACAAAGAAGCCCGCCUGCCCAGUCUGGUGCACAUUUGUGUGCGAGAGGGCAAUAAUGGCUCGCCCAGUCCGUACAAGGUUUCCAAGUUGCCAGCUCAGAUCGAGGCUCCAUUUCGCGAGGCUGGGAUAGAGAUUCAGUUACUUCUGCUCCCGUGUAGAUCUCGGCCAUUCUAG